AGUUUAACAGAAAUCUUAUUUCAAGGAUAUUGACGACUAUACUCAAGAUUCUGCUUCUGAUUGAUAUAAGAAGAGUUUGACUGUAGAGUGAGGUAUAUUUCAAGGCGUCCUAAGGACUUUACUCUACCAUCAACGGCUGUGAUCAUCCGUGAGCUUGGACAACAUUCGAACUACAGACAAGAAUUGAAGUCGAACUGUAAUUGCAGGUCUACCAAGGACAUUAUUGCUUUAUACACGAAAUUUUUAGAUUUUUAGGAAAAGCUACCAUCAAACGAAUCGAUAAGUAAUAGCAAACCAGGCAUUUCAAAAUUGAAGCAGUCCUGUGUGACAGUUUCGGGAAACAACCACUUUUCAGAGCCAAGCAAAUCAUCUCCUGGUUGGAUUCAAACCCUCAAUCAGCAAAGAUGAGGUCUCUAUUCUCACGGAAAACGUUUAUAUCUUUGGCGUUUCUGGUAGUCUUUAUUUUUCUUUACAAGAUCGGAGAUCAUCCAAAGGUUGUAAACACCAUGCAGCCUACGGCUUAUUACGAUAAGUACGAUGAGCCCGUUUGUUUACCGGAGCAGCAUAUAAGCAGGCACCCACCACCGGAAAAAGCAAAGGCAGCAUUAGUAGUGUUGAUAAGGAACAGUGAGCAAGAGCAGAUGGUUGGCACCAUAAAGAAUUUGGAACAAAAGUUCAACAAGAACUUCAAUUAUCCUUACGUGUUUUUGAACAAUGAUCCAUUCACGGAAGAAUUCAAAGCAGCCAUGAAAGCAGCAGCACCACAUGCGUCAAUGGAGUUUGGAGAAAUCCCUACACAGCACUGGAGCUACCCGUCAUGGGUCAAUCAAACUAAGGCUGCUGAAUGCCGUCAGAAUAUGGAUGCGGCAGGAAUUUACUAUGGAGGAAGUGAAAGCUAUCGUCAUAUGUGCCGAUACAACUCUGGCUUCUUCUUCAAGCAUCAUUUAUUGGAUGAUUAUGAUUGGUAUUGGCGUGUUGAACCGGGGGUUCGAUUCUUUUGCGAUAUCACCUACGAUCCAUUCUUGUACAUGCAGAAGCACAAGAAACAGUAUGGAUUUGUUAUCACUUUAUUAGAGUUGAAGGAUACAAUCCCUACGCUUUGGGAUACGGUGCUUGAUUACGCGAAAUCCAGAAAGAUUGACCUUGGUAUGAGCGCCAUUGCCGGAAAAUCAAAUUCGAAAUCCCUGUUUCCCUAUUUCCUUGAUGAAUCGAACCAAUACAACUUGUGCCACUUUUGGUCCAAUUUUGAGAUUGGGUCUCUCAAUUUGUGGAGAAGCUCUCAAUAUCAAGACUUCUUCUCAUACUUGGAUCAGACGGGCAAUUUCUUUUAUGAGCGAUGGGGUGACGCACCAGUUCAUUCACUGGCUGCCGGUCUAUUCUUGACCACAGAUCAAAUUCAUUAUUUUGAGGAUUUUGGCUAUCAGCAUGACAAAUACCGACAUUGUCCAUCCAAAGAAAGCGGGAAGGGUUGUCGAUGUGAGUGCCCAUCUGGCACCACUGAUCAAAGCAUCGACCAUGACAAGUACUGGGAUACAUGUCUUCCCAAAUGGAAAGAGUGGGAAAAGAUUUCCAACAAGCGGUGGAAGGGAUGGAAUUAGAUAGUUAUAUUGUAGAGAACUAGCGUCUUCAUACCUUCCUUUUUUUUUUUUCUCUCUUGGUCAUUGUUUCGAUUUACCUAAAAGGUUAAACGUUCAAUUUUACUGGUUAUGAAUAUGUAGACAGUAAUUUAUGACUGAUGAGUAAAGAAAACAU
Umbelopsis ramanniana AG is the source of this 1752-nucleotide messenger RNA. RefSeq lists its product as uncharacterized. The transcript is spliced from 4 exons. Gene Ontology annotation, molecular function: alpha-1,2-mannosyltransferase activity. NCBI's taxonomy places the organism in Eukaryota, Fungi, Mucoromycota, Umbelopsidomycetes, Umbelopsidales, Umbelopsidaceae. Gene Ontology annotation, cellular component: membrane; Golgi apparatus. The record is from RefSeq and is a predicted model, not a curated record. Bases 405 to 1598 code for a protein of 397 amino acids. Gene Ontology annotation, biological process: protein N-linked glycosylation; cell wall mannoprotein biosynthetic process.